Argiope bruennichi is the source of this 1212-nucleotide messenger RNA. RefSeq lists its product as uncharacterized. NCBI's taxonomy places the organism in Eukaryota, Metazoa, Arthropoda, Arachnida, Araneae, Araneidae. The coding region runs from base 1 to 1212 and encodes 403 amino acids. The record is from RefSeq and is a predicted model, not a curated record. Gene Ontology annotation, molecular function: zinc ion binding; nucleic acid binding. The transcript has a single exon.
AUGAAUCAAUUUGACACGUAUUUUAUCAUGAAGCGUAUAUCUGAAAAAAAUGAAACCUUUAAUUCUGUCUCCCCAUUUCUGGUACAGAAAGCCAUCGCAGCAACUGUAGGCGAAGUUUCCUCUAUUAGAAAGAUGCGUUCAGGUGAUUUGUUGGUGGAAGUUUGCACGAAAAAGCAAGCCCAACAAAUCAUUAAAUUGAAGGCUUUGGCUACGUUCCCUAUUGCGGUCACUCCUCAUAACUCAUUAAAUUAUUCAAAAGGUGUUAUUACCUGCGGGGAACUGUUUAAUGUUCCUAUUGAGGAAAAAACACACGAACUGAAACCUCAAGGUGUAACGCAUAUACGCCAAAUUACCAUUCGAAGAGAAGGGCAAAUUUUACCAACAAAGCACUAUAUUUUAACUUUUCAUUCUACGAAAUUACCUGAAUGCAUAUAUGCGGGGUACAUAAGAUUGCCAGUUCGGCAAUAUAUACCAAAUCCUUUGCGAUGUUUUCAGUGUCAGCGCUUUGGGCAUUCCAAAAUUAAUUGUCGAGGAACACUCACUUGCGCACGCUGUGCUGAGAAAGGUCACGACAGCCAGCAGUGCACGGCGCAAGAAAAGUGCGUAAAUUGCAGUGGUUGCCAUGCCUCAUAUUCCAAAUCGUGUGAACGCUGGCAGCUUGAAAAGCAAAUUACAAGCAUAAAAUUUAAAGAGGACAUAUCCUAUCCCGAAGCAAGACGGAAAAUUUUAGCAUCAACACCCAAACCUGGUGUGAGCUAUGCAUCCGUUGUGCAAAAAUCUUUCUGUGAAAAUUGUAGUUGCCCAAACUGUAAAAAAACAGUCAAUAAAGAGAAAACUCAGGAAAAAAUUUCCGAAUCCGACACUGAGGCAUCUUUGACCAGUACUCCUGAAAGUAGUAACGCUGUUGCACAUAAACCCAAACCAAAAACAAAUAAAUCUUUGAAGUUAAAACUCUCCAAGCGUGGCUUGGUUGCAAAAGACAUUUCUCAUAAACUUAAAAAAACUACUUUACGCAGUUCUGUAGCCCUUGGACUUGCAAACAAAGGGGUCGCUCAUAAAGACUUAACAUCCAUUUUUAGUGGCUCCAAGAAAAGUCCGGCAACCAUCUCACUCCAUCCGUCUGAGGAGGAGGAUGAAUUUGAAAUGAGUUGCAAUGCUUCGCAACCUCCGAACAUUGUUCCCAGAACCUCCCUUGCAAAAAGAUUUUCUUAA